AUGGCAGAAGAAAAGCAGACUCCGCCGACAAAUGGCUCGACAGAUCAAUUACAUCCUCCAAACGAACAGAACAAUAUCACGAAUGGAGAUGCUGAAAAACAAGACGAUGGCCACCAUCACAGAGUCAGCGCCGCAAAGGAAAAGCUGAGCAAGAAAGAGCAGAAGCUGAAGAUGAAGAAUAACCCACCCGGUGGUUACGAUAAAACUCCGAUCCCUCCAGCUCGCGACGGGUACACCAUCAAAUUUACUUUCCAUCGCGCAGAGAAUCUGCCGGUCGCGGAUCUGAACUCGAGAAGUAGCGAUCCAUACAUUCAUGCGACAUUAACGUCGGCGCUGCACAAGAGACACAAGGAAGACCCGGAUCUGAUUCUGCGGACGCCGACGGUACAUAAGAAUACGGAUCCGGUGUGGAAUACGCAGUGGACGGUGGCUGGUAUCCCAAGUACGGGGUUCCGCUUGAAGUGUAGGAUAUACGAUGAGGACCCCUCGGAUCACGAUGAUCGUUUGGGAAAUGUCACGCUUUCUGUGAACCAUAUUGGACCGGAUUGGCCUGGGAUUAAGGAGGAUCAUUUUGAGGUUAAGAAGAGGAUGGGGAGUAAACGAGCGUAUUCGAUUAGGGCUUGCGCUGUGUUGUUGAGUAGUGUGAAUAUGGAGGGGAGUUUGUAUUUGAGCGCGGAGCUGAUAGGAGAGUCGGAACCUCCGCAUGGAAGGAUGUAUACGGUUGCUGAGACUUCUUGGGUUAAGCAUUAUUCUCCGAUGAUUGGGAGACUGGCUGGGACCAAGGCUCCUGGGAGUAGUGAGGGUGGGAAGGAUGGGAAGACUGAGAAAUAUGAUUUUCAAGCGAAUCAAUUUCAACUGCAAGGCCCAGUACCGCCCGAACUAUAUCAUCGCUUCGUAGAAUUCAAACCCUUCGUCAAAGGCAUGUUUUCGAAAGCUGGUCUCCGAGGACGAGUUCUGAACCGCGCUCUCCACCAUCAACACGCCUCCGUAUACAACUUCAGCAACACCACCGAAUACGGCAUUGUCAAACCGCGCUCUGAAGAAGCAUCCGCGCAAUUCCUGAAAAUGGUCCACUACGACGAGGGGGGUCGCAUCUUCACCUACGUAAUCACCCUUGACGGGCUCUUCCGCUUCACGGAAACAGGCAAGGAAUUCGGCAUUGACAUGUUAUCCAAACACACCAUGCACAGCGACGUAAACGUCUAUAUCGCCUGCUCGGGCGAAUUCUUCAUCCGCAGACUCAAACACCCCAAAAGAUCCGCGGAAUCCCCCUCCCAGGAAACACAUCCAGACGCCGAUCUCCCUGGUGGCCCCCCAGAUGAACCACCGCCCAAAGACCCAAAAUACUACGAACUCGUCAUCGACAACGACUCCGGCACCUACCGACCCGACGGCUCCCUCCUCCCCUUACUCAAGAAAUUCCUGAAAGCGAAUUUUCCCGGCCUGCAUAUCGUGACGCGGGAGUGUACGGAUGAGAAACUCACGAAGAUGAAGGAAGCGCAGAGGGAGAGGAAGAAGAAAGAGGGGAAGACGCUACUGCUUGUGCAGAAUAGCGAUGAUGAGAUUAGUAGCAGUGAUGAGGAGCGGUUGGACAAGCAUGAGAAGAAAUCCAGGAAGGAGAGGGCGUUGGGGGUGUUGGAGAAUCCUAAGGGUGCGGUUAAAGAAAUCUUGCCGGGAAGUGGGAAGAGGGAGAGGGAGGAGAGGGAGACGGAGGGGGAUGCUGUUGAGAGGGGGGAAGGAAGUGCUUCAUAG
Glarea lozoyensis ATCC 20868 is the source of this 1752-nucleotide messenger RNA. RefSeq names its product C2 (Calcium/lipid-binding, CaLB). Lineage: Eukaryota; Fungi; Ascomycota; Leotiomycetes; Helotiales; Helotiaceae. The transcript is spliced from 2 exons. The record is from RefSeq and is a predicted model, not a curated record. Bases 1 to 1752 code for a protein of 583 amino acids. Gene Ontology annotation, biological process: positive regulation of gene expression.